AUGGAUUUCAUUGAAUCACUAGAUCCCCAGAUUCUUCUGGGCUCUUUAGAUGCUGAGAAUUUCAAGGAUUUCAAACUUGUCAAGCGUACACAGCUGAGCCACAAUGUCGCGAAGUUCAGAUUUGAACUUCCAACAUCUACUUCAGUUUUAGGUCUUCCAAUUGGACAACACAUAAGUUGCAGGGGCAAGGAUAGCCAAGGCGAAGAUGUUAUCAAACCAUAUACCCCAACUACAUUGGAUUCUGAUGUUGGAUAUUUUGAACUGGUUAUAAAGAUGUAUCCUCAAGGAAGAAUGUCGCAUCAUUUCCGAGAAAUGCGUGUUGGAGAUCAUCUUGCUGUCAAGGGACCAAAGGGUCGUUUCAAGUAUCAACCUGGCCAAGUUAGAGCAUUUGGGAUGCUUGCUGGAGGCUCUGGAAUCACUCCAAUGUUCCAGUAUGUUGCCAGGGCAAUAUUAGAAAAUCCAAAGACAAACAAAGGAUUUUUCCUCCAUGGGGACAUGGUCUUCUUCAUGGAGGAGCUACUUUCAGAACUUUUUUGUGGUGAGGGGAGUGAGGUGGUUUUAUCUGCUUUUGGAGUAGCAUUCUGGAUCUACUUUUGUGGUGUUCAGAACAUAUGUAGAAAGAUGCUCCUUGUUUCUGACUGGAUUACACUGAGAAUGGAUGGCCUUACUAGUAACUACCCUGACCGCUUCAAAAUUUACUAUGUCUUGAAUCAGCCUCCUGAAGUAUGGGAUGGUGGUGUUGGUUUUGUCACAAAGGAAAUGAUUCAAGCCCAGUUGCCUGCCCCGGCGCAUGAUAUUCAGACUUGCAUUUGUUUGAUAAGCAAAGCUGACUUUGCUCCUGGAAUCUCAGAUUUGAGGUGUGGUCCACCACCAAUGAACAAGGCCAUGGCUGCUCAUCUUGAAGCACUUGGGUAUGCUCCUGAGAUGCAGUUCCAGUCUGAUCCUUUCAUAUAUAGCAAUGCAAUAACUACUUCGAAGGUUUUAAUGUUAAGCGGUUAUGUGAUGCGGUCUUUGGUUAAACGUCUUGUUUUCUUAUGGGGUGGGAUUGGAACAAAACCUUUUAUUUUGUGGGAGUGCUUUGGCAUACCACACCCUCUACUUAGAGCACUUUCAGCGCUCCUCUUUUGCCCGGGUAGGAGGGGGCCUAGGCCAGCAUUUGGUUCUAGUGCGCAACGUGAAGACGGGGCAGUUGAUGGGGUCCACAAGCCAGGGCAGGGUCAAAGCAAAUCUUGCCUGGGUAAGGAUUGCCACAUUCACGUAAAUAGUGACAACAUUGCCUUGCCUUUGCCUUACCCUUACCCUACCCUUUGGGAUGGAGGUGCUCUACCUUUCCAAAUACCUAAGCUCAUGGAAGAAUUUAAACAUUGCCCCCAUGAAGUUUGCAUAGGGGCCCAUUUGUUUGCUGAAUUCACGGUUGUUGAUAUACGCCAUACAAACAGAAUAAGAAGCAGCAAAAGCACCCAAGCACUUGGAUGGAGAACAAAAGCCACCAAGGGAGCCUGGAGGUAUGUCGCAAAGCUACUGGGAGGCUCUAGCCCAUGGGAAGGAAUAAGGUUUCAAGCAAAAAAAAUCCAAAUGACACGGGGGAUAUGGCGUGAGACUGCUCGGAGGGGAGUCACCCUUCAGAACGCGGGCAGAGAGAAUUGCCCAAGAUGGGAAGAGUCAAGGGAGGAGAGGAGAAAAGGAAGGGAAAAGCUUGGCCAAAUUGGGGUAGAAAAUAGGGUCUGCGAAAGAGUGGUUCCAGUGCCUAUAAAAAAGAAGCAUUUGCCCUCCAUCAUCUCAACCCACAUCUUAAAGAGCAGUUCAUCUCUCAUCUGA
Molecule: messenger RNA, 1818 nt
Organism: Prunus armeniaca (apricot)
Lineage: Eukaryota; Viridiplantae; Streptophyta; Magnoliopsida; Rosales; Rosaceae
Source: the annotation of a GenBank genome assembly